CUCCAAAGCCCAAGUUACUAGAUAUCAAAUAAACACAUGAAAGCCGAUUCUUUACACUGAAACUAACUGCCCCUUUUCAUCUCUCUCUUUAUAAAUUAUUCUCUCUCUCUCUGGCAGCCACAAAUACAGGGUUUUGAAGCUACAAUAUUGAAAAUGGAAAAUGGGGUUAAUAAGCCUGUAGAAGUUGGAGUUGAUGAGCCUGUAGAAGUUAGGGUUGGGGAUGAGAAAGUAGAGGAGAGGGUUCAGGUGGGCUCUGAUGAGUCAGAAGAUGUAGAGGAGGUCUUUGAGGAGGCGGUUGGUACAAAUGACCACGCACUUGAUCAGGAAACAAAAGAUGCAUCAGGAGAUGAUCAUCUUGUUGUUGGUGAUUCAGGGUUCCCAGUGAUUAAUGACAAUUCUAGUGUAGGUGGUGAAAUGGAGAGUUUUGAGGAGGCUCCUGCUGUUCCUGGUGAGGCUAGGAAUGUGGAUGAGGCUGAGGAUGAAGUGGAAGAUACGGUAGAAGGGGAGAGUGUUAAUGGGGUUGCAGUGCCUGAUAAGAUUGAUGAGGGAGGAACUGUGGGGGAAGUUGUGAGUGGUGAAUUGAAAGAUGGAGUGGAGGUUCCAGAUAAGAUUGAUGAAGGAGGUACUGUGGGGGGAGAGGUGAGUGGUAAAUUGAAUGAGGGAGUGGUGGUAUCUGAGGUCGGUGCAAGAGUCGAAAGUGAAGUUCUGAAGGUAGGGGUUGAGAGUCCCGAAAAUGGGGAUUCUGAUAAAGUGAAUUUUGAGGAAUCACCAGUUCAUGCAAAAUUGGAAAAUGGAAAUCCCAUGGGUGGAAAAGAUAGAGAAAUUGAGUUGAAUGGGGACAUUCUGCCUGCAGAUGGUGAGAGUGGAGAAUUGAAGGAGGGUAAAUUUGUUGUUGAAUCUCAAGAUCAGAAGGCUGCAGAGCGUAUUGAUUCAGCAGCUGUCUCUCAUAUGGGGCUUCUAGAUGAUAAGGUUGAAGAACUGAAUGAUAAAAUGACUAGUCUGAAUGAAGAGCAUCAGAUAAAUGAGACUGAGGAAUUGAGAGAUGCUACAUCUGGGGUAGGUGCUGCACAAGCUAAUGGUGUGAAUGGAGAAGUGAAAGAUAUUUCCACUGAACUUGAUUCAGAGCAUCAGGAGGAGGCUUGCAAACUGGAAGGCACUUUAGCUGACUUGCCUAAAGACGCUGUGGAAGGGACAGUGACUCCAGAGAUUGGAGGCUCACCUUCUUUACAGAAAACUACAGAUGAGGGGAAUGAGAAUAUUCAGGUGGGUACAAUUGAUUUAAGCACUGAUUCUCAACCUCAAAGUGCAGGUGAAAUAGUUAAAGAGGUUCAUGUUGGGGCUGAAGUGCCUGAAAAGAAAGCAGAAAAGGAUCGGGAAGAGAAUCAGAAAAGUAGUCAAGUAAUAAGAGAAUGUGAUAUUCGACCUGCAUCUGAGAUUGCUUCUUCAACUUCAAGCUCAACAAAUCCUCCUCCUACCCAUCCUGCGUCAGAGAUUGCUUCUUCAACUUCAAGCUCAACAAAUCCUCCUCCUAACCAUCCUGCGGCAGAGAUUGCUUCUUCAACUUCAAGCUCAACAAAUCCUCCUCCUAAACAUCCUGCGUCAGAGAUUGCUUCUUCAACUUCAAGCUCAACAAAUCCUCCUCCUAACCAUCCUGCGGCAGAGAUUGCUUCUUCAACUUCAAGCUCAACAAAUCCUCCUCCUAAACAUCCUGCGUCAGAGAUUGCUUCUUCAACUUCAAGCUCAACAAAUCCUCCUCCUAACCGCCUUGCACCUCCAGCUGGCCUUGGGCGUGCUGCCCCGCUUUUGGAACCUGCACCUCGAGUCGUGCAACAGCCUCGUGUAAAUGGAGCUGUAUCCCAUACACAAACCCAGCAAAUUGAAGACCCUAGCAAUGGGGAGACUGAGGAGUAUGAUGAAACUCGUGAAAAACUUCAGAUGAUCAGGGUAAAGUUCCUGCGUCUUGCGCAUAGGCUUGGACAGACUCCACAUAAUGUUGUUGUGGCUCAGGUCUUGUACAGACUGGGAUUAGCUGAGCAGCUGCGAGGGAGAAAUGGUGGUCGUGUUGGUGCCUUCAGCUUUGACCGUGCAAGUGCCAUGGCAGAGCAGCUUGAGGCAGCUGGGCAGGAACCGCUUGAUUUCUCUUGUACAAUUAUGGUACUUGGAAAGAGUGGAGUUGGUAAAAGUGCAACCAUUAAUUCGAUAUUUGAUGAAGUUAUGUUCAAUACUGAUGCUUUUCAGAUGGGUACAAAGAAAGUUCAGGAUGUUGUGGGCACUGUGCAGGGGAUUAGGGUACGGGUUAUUGAUACUCCAGGCCUUCUACCUUCCGGGUCAGAUCAACGACAGAAUGAGAAGAUCCUUCACUCUGUUAAACGUUUUAUCAAGAAAACACCCCCAGAUAUUGUGCUGUAUCUUGAUAGGUUGGACAUGCAAAGCAGGGAUUUCGGUGAUAUGCCUCUAUUACGCACCAUCACUGAAAUAUUUGGACCAUCUAUAUGGUUUAAUGCAAUUGUGGUUCUGACACAUGCAGCUUCUGCUCCACCUGAUGGCCCGAAUGGUACUGCCUCUAGUUAUGACAUGUUUGUCACUCAACGUUCUCAUGUUGUCCAGCAAGCCAUUCGGCAGGCAGCUGGGGACAUGCGGCUCAUGAAUCCUGUUUCAUUGGUGGAGAACCACUCUGCAUGCCGAACAAAUAGGGCUGGGCAGAGAGUCCUGCCAAAUGGUCAAGUUUGGAAGCCUCAUUUAUUAUUGCUUUCUUUUGCAUCAAAAAUUCUGGCUGAAGCAAAUGCCCUUUUAAAGUUGCAAGAUACUCCACCUGGGAAGCCCUCUACAACUCGAUCAAGGGCUCCUCCUUUACCAUUCCUUCUUUCAUCCCUCCUCCAAUCAAGACCACAUGUUAAACUGCCCGAGGAGCAGUUUGGUGAUGAGGACAGUCUAGAUGAUGAGUUGGAUGAAUCAUCAGAAUCUGAAGAUGAAUCAGAAUUGGAUGAAUUGCCACCAUUUAAACGUUUGACGAAGGCCCAGGUGGCAAAGCUUUCUAGAUCUCAGAAGAAGGCAUAUUUUGAUGAGUUAGAAUAUAGGGAAAAACUAUUUAUGAAGAAGCAGUUGAAAGAAGAAAAAAGGCGACGGAAGAUGAUGAAGAAAAUGGCAGCUGCAGCUCAAGAUCUGCCAAGUGACUACAAUGAUAACGUAGAGGAGGAAAGUGGUGGUGCAGCAUCUGUGCCAGUUCCUAUGCCAGAUUUAGCAUUACCUGCUUCUUUUGACUCUGAUAAUCCCACUCACCGGUACCGUUAUCUUGAUUCGUCCAACCAAUGGCUUGUGAGGCCUGUUUUAGAAACUCAUGGUUGGGAUCAUGAUGUUGGUUAUGAAGGUAUAAAUGUAGAAAGACUGUUUGUUGUUAAAAACAAAAUUCCAGUAUCAUUUUCUGGCCAGGUUACAAAGGAUAAGAAGGAUGCCAAUGUGCAAAUGGAAAUGACCAGUUCUCUAAAGCAUGGCGAAGGGAAAGUAACAUCUUUAGGUUUUGACAUGCAGACUGUUGGAAAGGACUUAGCUUAUACGCUGCGUAGUGAGACAAGAUUUAGUAAUUUUAGGAGGAAUAAGGCAACAGCUGGCCUCUCGCUUACACAAAUGGGUGAUUCCUUAUCAGGUGGCAUGAAAGUUGAAGACAAAUUGAUUGUGAACAAACGAUUCAGGGUGGUUAUGACUGGUGGUGCUAUGACCAGUCGUGGUGAUGUUGCUUAUGGAGGUAGUUUGGAGGCCCAGUUGAGAGAUAAGGACUAUCCUCUUGGUCGUUCACUGUCAACUCUUGGGCUUUCUGUCAUGGAUUGGCAUGGUGACCUAGCCAUUGGAUGCAAUAUACAGUCCCAGGUACCUAUUGGACGAUCAACAAAUAUGAUUGCUCGAGCCAAUUUGAAUAACAGAGGGGCAGGACAAGUCAGUAUUCGCUUUAAUAGUUCAGAACAGCUUCAAUUAGCAUUAAUUGGCCUCAUUCCUCUAUUGAAAAAGAUGUUUGGUUAUCAUCAACAAAAUCAGUUUGGACAAUGAUGAAAAUUAGGUUUACAUGUUCUGCUGUAGCCUUGCGGUCAUAGGAUAAACAAUAUUUGAAAUGGCCAUUUCCCAAUGGUCAUCACCAAGAGGGAGUGAAUGUAAGAUGUGGUUUCUUCUUUCUUUCUUUCUUUCUUUUUCAUCUGGUUAUAGAGAUUGUAGUUUAUUUGUUAGAUAUUUGCAUAUGAUGAUUUUUGUUCCUAUUAAGCCAUUGGAUGAGCAUUGCCUUUUGUUCAGUCAUGCUUCUGACUAGAAUAAGUUUCUCCUUUGGUUGUACACGUUGAUCUGUAUUUCAGAACUAGUUGUCACUUGCCAUCUUUA
Molecule: messenger RNA, 4362 nt
Organism: Pistacia vera
Lineage: Eukaryota; Viridiplantae; Streptophyta; Magnoliopsida; Sapindales; Anacardiaceae
Product: translocase of chloroplast 120, chloroplastic-like
Exons: 2
Coding region: 154-4041 (1295 amino acids)
Biological process (GO): protein targeting to chloroplast
Cellular component (GO): chloroplast outer membrane
Molecular function (GO): GTPase activity; GTP binding
Source: RefSeq, a predicted model, not a curated record